This is a messenger RNA of Aureobasidium melanogenum CBS 110374, 2967 nucleotides long. RefSeq lists its product as uncharacterized. Bases 1 to 2967 code for a protein of 988 amino acids. The record is from RefSeq and is a predicted model, not a curated record. Gene Ontology annotation, cellular component: vacuole. Gene Ontology annotation, molecular function: beta-galactosidase activity. Lineage: Eukaryota; Fungi; Ascomycota; Dothideomycetes; Dothideales; Saccotheciaceae. The transcript has 5 exons. Gene Ontology annotation, biological process: carbohydrate metabolic process.
AUGAGACUCUGCUUUAAUACACUCAUCUAUACAUUUUUGCUGGCUGUCCUCGUCCUCGCUACAGACAAUGGCUUGACCACUCAAGUCACCUGGGACCCCUACAGUCUUAUGGUUAAUGGGAAGCGGCUUUUCUUAUUCUCUGGCGAGUUUGCUUAUGAAAGAAUGCCUGUGCCAGAAAUGUGGUCCGACAUUUUCCAAAAAUUCAGGGCGAAUGGAUUCAAUGCGGUCAGCCUGUAUUUCUUCUGGUCCUAUCACUCUGCAUCUCGUGAUGUGUUUGACUUCAAAUCCGGAGGCAAAGACAUCCAGAGGGUCAUAGAUGCAGCAGCAGAGGCCGGUUUAUACAUCAUAGCACGACCAGGGCCAUAUGCGAACGCCGAGACAAAUGGAGGCGGUCUAGCACUGUGGACUAGCGAUGCACCAGGGAACUAUCGAACCUCAGAUCAGACUUAUUAUGAAGCCUGGGAACCAUGGAUGCGAGAAGUCAACAAGAUCUUAGUCAAGAACCAAAUAACAAUGGGUGGCCCUAUCAUUCUCUACCAGAUCGAGAACGAGUUACAGGAGACCGUACACAAGGCUAACAACACACUCGUCACCUACAUGGAGCAGCUCAAGAAAUCUGUCAAGGAUUCUGGUAUUGUAAUUCCGUUGACGCACAACGAGAAAGGGCAACGAAGCCAGAGCUGGAGCACUGACUACCAGGAUGUAGGAGGCGCAGUCAACAUAUACGGUCUAGACAGCUACCCGGGAGGUUUGAGCUGCACUAAUAUCGACUCUGGCUUCAAUCUGGUCCGGAACUACUACCAAUGGUUCCAGAACUAUUCCUACACCCGGCCAGAGUUCUGGCCCGAGUUUGAGGCCGGUUACUUCACGUCGUGGCAUGGAGUGUUCUACGAUAGUUGUCUAGCGGAACACGACCCUGCAUUCGCCGAUGUCUACUACAAGAACAACAUAGGCCAAAGAGGAACACUCAUGUCACUGUACAUGACAAUGGGAGGCACUAACUGGGGAAAUCUGGCCGCGCCUGUUGUGUAUACGAGCUAUGACUAUUCUGCACCCAUGCGUGAGACUCGUGAGCUUCAGCUCAAGAUGUCACAGACAAAACUGAUUGCAUUGUUCACAAGAGUGUCUCAGGAUCUUUUGUACACCAAUAUGGAAAGCAAUGGUACUGGUAACGCUGUGUCAACGCAAGAUAUCUGGACCUGGGUUUUGAGAAAUCCCAACACGACUGCUGGAUUUUAUGUGACACAGCACUCAAAGUCGAGUUCAAGAGCUGUGACGGACUUCUCAAUCAAUCUUCAGACAUCACUAGGUCUAAUUACUGUACCGGGUGUUCAGCUCAAUGGCCGUCAGAGCAAGAUUGCCGUCACGGACUAUCAUUUUGAAAAGCAUACUCUGCUAUAUUCAUCUGUCGAUAUCCUGACAUAUGGUCUGUUCGACACAACAUCAGUUCUUGUGCUGUAUCUUGAGGCUGGCCAAGUUGGUGAAUUUGCUUUCCCUGGGAACGUCUCUAGCACAUCAUACGGCAACACAAGCGUCACAACAUGUCGUAUGAAAGCCAACGGUACCUCGUAUUACACCAAAUUUGUCUAUAAGCAAACGACUGGCAAGACCGCUAUUCAGAUGUCAAACGGGGUCAUGGUGUAUCUCUUGGAUGUGUCAACAGCCUGGUCUUUCUGGGCACCAGUCACUACCUCGGACCCCAAUGUUGCAGCAGAUGAGCAGAUAUUUGCUAUAGGUCCUUACCUCGUUCGUAAUGCCAGUGUUAGCAGCAAUGUCGUCUCUGUAAAUGGCGACAACACCAACUCAACUACACUUGAAGUCUUCGUUGGCAAUGCAAAUGUUGACACAAUCGCCUGGAAUGGUAAAAGGCUUGCUACGAAGAAGACUGCCUAUGGUGCUCUCACAGCUGAUCUCACAAGCGUUCUCGACCGCAAGGUGACUAUGCCGAUUCUUUCUGGCUGGCAAGUAGCCGACUCCCUACCCGAAGUUGCAAGAGACUAUGACGACUCGUCCUGGGCUGUAUGCAACAAGACAACCACACUAGCCCCAGUGAGGCCACUCUCGCUCCCUGUACUCUACAGUUCAGAUUAUGGUUAUUAUGCCGGCGUCAAAGUCUACCGUGGCUACUUCGAUGGUAAGACCGCUGUAUCAGCCAAUUUGACAGCACAGGGCGGCUCAGCCGCAGGUUGGAGUGCCUGGUUGAACGGCAAACUUGUUGGUGGCCAUCCAGGAAACGCUUCACUCCUGUCAACAUCGGAUGUGCUUGAUCUCACUAGGGCAACACUCUUUGAUAAGGACAAUGUACUGACAGUGGUGACUGACUAUACUGGUCACGAUGAGACAUCUACUGGCAAAGGUGCUGCAAACCCUCGAGGUCUCUUAGGUGCAGUCCUUAAAAGUUCUGAAAAUGCUACCGUCGAUUUCAAGCAGUGGAAGAUCCAAGGAAAUGCCGGGGGAUCUGCCAAUAUUGACCCAGUCAGAGGACCUCUGAAUGAAGGUGGUCUGUAUGGGGAACGUCUCGGAUGGCACCUGCCUGGUUUCAAGCUCUCUGGCAAUGGAUGGUCUGUUGGUUCUCCUGCUGAAGGCCUCAACUCCAGCGGCAUCAGAUGGUACCUUACAACGUUCGAGCUUGGCAUCGAUUUAGAUCUCGACGUACCAAUUGGCCUCGAGCUGUCUGCCCCUUCGGGUACUGUGGCUAGUGUGCAAAUCUAUCUUAACGGAUACCAAUACGGAAAAUACAUCCCUCACAUUGGGCCACAGACACGAUUCCCCUUCCCACCUGGAGUCAUCAACAACCAAGGCAGAAACACGCUUGCUUUGAGCGUUUGGGCAGAGACAGAUGCGGGCGCAAAGCUUGAUAAUGUUUCAUUGUUUGCCUACAAUGUCUACGAGACUUCGUUCAACUUUGCGCAGGAUUGGACUUAUUUGCAGCCAGAGUGGACAAGCGAGAGACUCCAAUACGCUUAA